CCUGUGCAUGGCUCAAAAGGUUCCGGUCGGCAACACAGCUGCGAGCAUGCUAAACUCCGUUUCGAGCACGCCGCUUGUCCACGCCACUUUACGUGGACGUGUCACUCAUUCAAACGCGAAGAAGCACACAUAGAACCGUUGUUAUGUUUAAAAUCACACGUGUUGUUGUUAUUAGCUGUAGUUAGCAUGUCUCUCCAAGAGUGGGCUGCAGCCCAGCUCGCCGAGCUAGAACUUCUCGGCAGCAUGUUCCCCACGCGUGACGAACUGGAGAUGCUGGACCAGCUGGCCUUGGCAGAGCUCCGCGAUUACGUGGACGGAUCCUCGCCACCUCCUUCCUGCAGAGCACAGUUCGUCAUCAGGCAGAGGAUGCAGGAUAUGGAUUUCCACAUGUCCUGUACUUUCCCGCCACAAUAUCCCUCCGUGAUUCCGGAGAUCACUGUCACGUCUCCUGGACUGGGCCGAGCCCAGCAGACCCGGCUGCAAGCCGGACUGAGGGCGUACCUGACGGAGGUGUGCCUGGGGGAAGUCUGCGUGCUGUCGGCGGCCGACUGGCUGAGAGACAACCUGCGGGCCUUCCUGAGCGAGACGGCCUCGCCGGCGCCUCCCGAGAGCCACGCCAGCCCGCCGCGGGAGGCUUUCAGUCGACUGUGGAUCUACAGCCACCACAUUUAUAACAGCACCAAGAGGAAGAACAUUCUGGAGUGGGCCAAGGAGCUCGGCCUGACCGGGUUCAGCAUGCCAGGGAAGCCCGGCAUUGUUUGUGUGGAAGGAGCACAGUCGGCCUGCGAGGACUUCUGGUCCAGAGUCAAGGUUCUGACCUGGAAGCGGAUCGCGAUACGACACAGAGAAGACGUGUCCCCGAGUGACGAGGGCGCCCUGCCAAGCGUGGACUCCCUGCGCAAGUUCUCAGGCUUCCAGGAGGCCGUGUUUGACCCCCGCGGGCCCCGAGGCAACCACAUGGACCUGGGCCUGCUCUACCAGUUCUUGCAGGAGAGAGGCUGCUGCCACGUCUUCCAAAUGUACUUUGGCGUAGAAGGCAGGUAGAAAUUUCCUUUGGACUUUUUGAAGCAACUCCAGUCCAGAGGCCUCCAAAGUGAAUAAUCAAAACAUGCGGCGCCCAUAUUGGUAUUUUUCAUUUUCAAAACCAAUACAAUAUACAGAUUUUUUUAACUUCAGUGCCUCCCUUUACGUUUGGUCCCGGCGACCUGGAAGGGUCUCAGUCAUAAAAACGUACAAAAUAUAUAUUUAUAUUUUUUUAUUGAAGGCUUAAAUCUAUGGAUCAACAUCAGUUUUAUCUGUCAAUGUAAAGUUAUCAUUUUUAAGUUUUGUGCCCUUUUUUGUCAAAGAAAACUUGCAUAUUACUGGUCUAAGCGCUGGGGAUGCCGUGCCGGCACAAAGAUGAAGGAGCAGAGAGGAACAAUUUCCCUUGUAGAUCAAUAAAGUUUGUCUCAGUCUAAAUCUAAUACUAUUAUUAUUACAUAUGUUUUACAGUCAUUUAUUUCAGACCCAUAUCACAGAAGAAAAAACCUGCUACAAUUAUUAAAAAAAAAGAAAUACAAGCAAAAAAAUGCAAAUAAAAUGAAUAAAAAUUGUAUAAAAAACAAUCCACAAUGUUCAAAGUCCAGUAUGUUGCUUGCCAAUGGUUCCACAGACUUGCCCCCAUUAAAUUGGUCAAAAAUUAAAUUUAUAUUAUUCAUUAUUAUUUUUUGAGCAAUGAAAUUCUUGGGGAUCCAAAAGGUUACCACUCAUAAAAGUGUUUAUGUUUAUUUUUACUCAAUGCUUAAUUCUGUGGAUCAGUUUUAUCUUUUAAUGUAAAGUUAUUAUUUUUAAGUUAUGUGCCCUUUUUGUCAAAGAUUAUAUUAUUAUUAUAUAAUAUAAUAAUUUUUUUCAGAUCCAUAUCACAGAAAAAAACAAACAAUAAAAACUAAAGAAAUCCAAGCAAAAAUUUAAUAAAUAAAAUGUAUACAAAUGUUAUGAAAAUAAAACAGAACUGCAGAAAAUAUGCAAUAUUUUGCACCCCAAAAAUGUUUUAGUGGAAUAUUUUAUAUGAAGUAAUUGGAGCUUUAAAUUGGUCAAUAAUUAACCUUUAUUUUAUUCAUUAUUAUUUUUUGAGCAAUGAAAUUUUGGGGGAUCCAAAAGGUUGCCACUCAUAAGUGUUAAAAAUAAGUUGGUUUUUUUUAAACAUUUUUAUUCAAUGCUUAAAUCUAUAGAUCAGUUUUAUCUUUCAAUGUAAAGUUAUUAUUUUUAAGUUAUGUGCCCUUUUCGUCAAAGAUUAUAUUAUUAUUACACAAUAUAGUCAUUUAUUUCAAACCUAUAUCACAGGAAAAAAAAAGAUAAAAACAAAAGAAAUACAAGCAAAAACAUAAAAAUAAAA
Nerophis ophidion (straightnose pipefish) is the source of this 2374-nucleotide messenger RNA. RefSeq names its product RWD domain-containing protein 2B-like. The record is from RefSeq and is a predicted model, not a curated record. Lineage: Eukaryota; Metazoa; Chordata; Actinopteri; Syngnathiformes; Syngnathidae. Bases 187 to 1044 code for a protein of 285 amino acids. The transcript has 4 exons. Gene Ontology annotation, molecular function: protein binding.